AUAUUGAAGUUAAAGAAAUUUUUUUAACGCAUGAUUGUUGUUUAUUAAAAGAUUGAAGCCCAUUUAAAAACAAAUUCUGUAUCUAUCUUUGUUAUUACCUUCAAUCGAGAUGAUGUAUCUAACAGCUAGCUUAACAAUAUGAUAAUCACAUAUAUUACAAAGUAAUAUCACAAUAUAACAGCUUUUAAAAAUAAUUUUAAAUUUUUCAAACGUAAUUAUUUUCAUUUCUUUAGAAUAUCUUUUACAGGGGAGCUAGAAAUUUCAUGUAAAUAUUCUUAAAUCUUCAAAGAGGUAUUGAACACAUUUAUUAGAUCCACAAGCGACAAAUUUCAUUAAUAUGUUUUGCAUAAUUUUCAACCCCUAAACUGCAUACUUUUUCACCCCUGUUCAAAGCUCAAUUUGCAAAAGCCCAAGCUUCCAAAGUUCACCAAUAGAUGGGGCGCUUAGUGCACAGGUCGAUCGUCUGGAUAAAGAUGUUAUAUUGCUAAGCACGUGGUGUUAAGCGAAACUGUUUAAAUUCCAACGGCACUUAAAACCAACACCCAGCUAAAAUGUCUGCCCCCAGGUUGUCGCUAAUUCAGCUUUUGCUCUCUAAUGCGUGGGACUCCCGGACGCCUCCAAAACACGAAGACCAUGUGCGACACGUCUCUGAGGUCAUGCGUUCAAAAUGGCAUUUAUCCGACACCUUUUUUUCAGGUGGUUGCUUGCUGUGGUGGGGUGAUAUUGCCGGGGUGGCGAUCUGCUUCCUGUCGCCAUUGCUUUUGUCCACGUCGAUGAUGUCAUAAAUGUACAUAUGAAUGCCACAGCAAACAAAACCGUAGCGUCUCUUCGGUAAAUGGCUUUACCGUUCCGGUGUUUCUCCCGCACAUGUCUGUAGAGUUAAGAAAUUAGUUCAUAAGUAUAAACUAGGUUAAGAUUGUAAUUAGUAUGUAAGUAUUGGUAACGGAGCACACGCAUGAUACGGUCACCCGUAAUGUGCGUACAGCCAGUUGAAUAAAGGCCACUAACGAGUACACAACAAAUUGGCGACGAGGAUAAAGUCAAAGAGUACAAAAGUCAAAUGGCGAAACAAGUGAUCGGAACAGUGCAGCCGUAUGUGUUUGGAGAGGAAAUAGAAAAUUACCUGGAAAGAGUGGAUCUUUUUCUGGAAGUGAACGACGUUGAAGACGACAAGAAAACGGGGUUCUUACUAACGAUUGGUGGCGCCGAAUUGUUCGAUGUGGCAAGGAAAGUGUGCUCGCCAAAAAACCCUAAGGAGAUAAAGUACGAUGUGCUUACAAAAACAUUAACAUCGCACCUAAAGCGCAGCACAAAUGAAGUGGCGGAACGUUACAAAUUCCGCUUGGUGUUUCAAAAGGAGCUAUCGAUAAACGAAUACAUUAUCGAAUUGAAGGCGGCCGCACAGUUGUGCAAUUUUGAGUCAUUCCUUGAAAAGGCGCUACGUGACCAACUAGUAGCCGGGGUCACCGACCAGGAGCUGAGAAAGAGACUUCUCUCAAAAAGUAUGCUCACAUACGAAAGUGCGUGCAAUGUGGCAUUGUCCUGGGAAGCAGCAAAGCGACAGAAUGAUGAGAUGAACCCAAAUGAAACACAAAAAGAGAUAGCAACAGUGCGAACCAAGGCGACCAGCACACCAGCUAGAUCAGCGUCGGAAGAGCAGGACGAAUGUAGGCAAGCGGAAAUGGCGGCGUUACGACGUACAAAAUGGAAUAAUUAUUCGCCUGCCGCACGUGGUGAGCGAAAUCGAGUAAGCAGAAGUACAAGAAGUGUAUUGUGUUAUCGGUGCGGUAGACAGCAUGAUCCAAAUCAGUGUCCAGUUAAAGCGUGGAAUUGUUAUGCGUGUGGUAAAACGGGACACGUCGCAUCGUGCUGCAGGAGCAAUCGAAAAGGCAUGAGAGCCUUCGAGGAGGAACAAGAGGAAGAAGGCGUAGAACAUAUGGAGAUGUACGACUAGAAUUUGAGAUUGAUUGUGGGGCCUGUACCAGUGUGAUACCAGAAGAAAUUUUUCGUAAAAAAUUUCACAAGCACGUUUUAGAAGAAACGUACGUUACGUAUGUAUCUGCGACCGGACAAAUAAUACGACCACUAGGAAAGUUUAAUGUAAAAGUACGAACUAAAGACGGGAAAAUAGGCGUAUUACAAAUUACAGUAAUUCCGGCACAAAGAAAAGUAAAUUGUUUGUUAGGAAGAGACGCCUUGGAUUGGAUGUUUCCCACCUGGCGAAGAGUAUUUCAAAUCAAUGCGCUAGAAUCAAAUCAAGAGUACAAUAUACUAAACGAAAUAAGAAAACAAUUCCCGAAUACUGUGAAUCAUAGUGAAAAUAGUAUGAUAACCGGUUUUGUAGCCAAUUUGAUUCUUAAACCAGAUGCAACACCAAUUUUCCAUAAGGCUUACACCGUACCGUAUUCCUUAAUCGAUGAAGUUGAAAAUGAUUUGAAUCAGUUAGUUAAAGACGGAAUAUUAGUUCCUACCGAAACGUCACAAUGGGCAAGUCCAGCUGUUAUAGUUAAAAAGAAAAAUGGUAAAGUUCGAGUUUGCCUCGAUGGCAAGGUUACCGUGAACAGAAUGUUAUCCACAACACACUACCCUUUACCACAUGUGGAUGACAUACUAUCCAAAAUUUCCAAGUGGAAAUAUUUUUGCAAAUUAGAUUUGACUGCCGCGUAUUUGCAAGUACCAUUAUCAAAAGCCUCACAAGAAAUAUGUACAAUCAAUACCCACAAGGGAUUAUAUCGUUAUACACGCAUGCCAUUUGGCAUCAGUUCGGCACCAGCUAUUUUUCAAGGAAUAAUAGAUCAAAUUCUGUUGGGGUCACCAGGAAUGGCCUACAUAGACGACAUACUAGUAGGAGGAGCGACGACAGAAGAAUGUAAACGCAAUCUUUUUCUGGUGCUAGAUAGGCUAAACAAGCACAGAGUAAAGUUGAAUUUAGAAAAAUCGGAAUUUUUUAAAUCUAGUAUUGAUUACCUCGGAUACAAUAUCUCGGCAAGCGGCAUAAAACCAAAUCUAGAUAAGGUUAAGGCGAUAGCGGAAGUGGCAAGCCCGAGAAACGUAAAUGAACUACAAGCAUUUUUGGGAUUAUUAAAUUUCUACCGUAGAUUCCUACCCAACUUGUCAGCUCAACUUUAUCCGUUACAUGCGUUACUAAAAAAGAAUACAAAAUUUAAUUGGGAUAGUAAAUGUGAGGAAGUUUUUCAAGAAACAAAACAAAUGUUAAUAAAUCAUAAAGUCUUAGAACCUUAUGACCCCAGUAAACCAAUAGUGUUAGCUGUGGACGCUAGUCCAUAUGGAGUGGGCGCGGUGUUGUCUCACGUCAUAAACAAAAUAGAAAAGCCUAUCGCAUUUGCCUCAGCUACACUUACCGAAGCGCAAAAAAAUUAUGCUCACGUACAUAAGGAAGCGUUAGCCGUAAUGUUCGGGGUAAACAAAUUUCAUAAAUAUAUAUUUGGGUUCAAGUUUAAGUUAGUAACCGAUAAUAGCGGAGUUAAAGAAAUUUUCAACCCAACCAGAGGAACUUCUUCGAUCGCAAUGGCUCGUUUACAAAGAUGGGCCUUGACCCUUUCAAAUUACGAUUAUGUUAUUGAACAAAGACCAGGUACAAUGAUGAGCAACGCAGAUGCUAUGUCAAGGCUUCCGUUAGUGGAAGCACCAAGUGUGGAAAAUAUUCAGUUAGGAAUAAAGGCGGUUCAAGAAAGUGGGCUAUUAAAUGAUGUUAGAAUACGUUACAAUCAGCAGGAAGACCCUUUGAUUAAAACAUUGUAUGAAAGAGUAAAAGGCGGCUGGACGCAUGAACCGGACUAUAGUUUAAAACCAUUCUUUAAACUCAAAACGCAUUUUGGAUUAGAAGACGGCAUUUUAUGUUUUAACGAUAGGAUAGUAGUACCGGAAAGCCUAAAAAGUCUGACGCUAACAAACUUACACCAAAAUCAUGAGGGUAUAGUAAAAAUGAAAAUGAACGCACGGCAGCACGUGUGGUGGAAAACCAUGGACAAGGAUUUAACAGAAUUUGUAAAAUCGUGCAAAGUAUGCCAGUUACGUCAAAUAGUGCCAAAAGAAGUAGUAGUAACUAAAUGGCCAAGCGUAGAAGGGCCUUUCCAAAGGGUACAUUUGGAUCUUUUUUAUAUAGAAAGCCGUACCUUACUCAUAAUAGUAGAUGCUUUUUCAAAAUAUAUAGACGUUAGACUAUUAAAUCUUUCGCGGGCGUCCGAUAUCAUAGAAAACCUAGAAAACUUUUUUGCAUGUUUUGGAUUGCCUCAGGAAAUCGUGACCGAUAAUGGUCCACCCUUUAAUUCGGUUGCUUUUGAAAAUUUUCUAAACGUGAGAGGUAUAAAGGUAUCGAAAUCACCCCCAUACCACCCACAAUCAAACGGGUUAGCGGAAAGAGCUGUUAGAACAGUAAAGGAAGUCAUCAAAAAAUUUAUGAUUGAUGAGAAAGUAAAACAUCUAUCCCUUACUAGGAAAAUCAAUAGAUUUUUAACAAAUUAUAGGAACACACCGUGUACUGUAACAAAAGUCACGCCAGCCUCACGAAUAUUUAGUUAUGUACCCACCACUAUAAUGAAUUCAAUGAAACCUAAAACGGGAGCAACACCUCUUAAAAAAUCAUCAAUGAAAAAGCAAUUUAGUAAACCUAACGUAUUUAAUACGUCGUAUAUGACAAAGACUGUAGAAUUUAAAGAAGGAGAAAAAGCCCUAUAUAGAAAUCAUUUUAAGGAAUUAUUUAGAUGGAUUCCGGUUACUAUUUACAAAAAACUUAGUAUUUUACGAUAUUUGGUAAACAUUAAUGGAAAUAUUAGAAUGGUACACGUCAACCAAUUGAAAAAGAAUUCUAAUUACGAACCAAUAACCUUGGCCCAACCGCAAACAACAAAAUAUGAAGAAGAAAAGGAAUUAUCAGAUAAAGUAAAACUAGAACCAAAACCGAGUAGAAAACGAGCCAGAAGCGAAUCGUCCUCACCGCCCAUUCGAAGAUCUGAGCGUUUAAAGGGACAACCUAGAAAAAAAUAUCCCAAAUAAGAACAAUAGUUUAGCGGGGAGAAUGUAGAGUUAAGAAAUUAGUUCAUAAGUAUAAACUAGGUUAAGAUUGUAAUUAGUAUGUAAGUAUUGGUAACGGAGCACACGCAUGAUACGGUCACCCGUAAUGUGCGUACAGCCAGUUGAAUAAAGGCCACUAACGAGUACACAACAAUGUCUUGCACGAAGUUUCCUUUCCACCAUUCGGAAGCGAAUCGUAGGAAAUGAAAUUCAUUCAAUUUUGUUCUUUGGUACUCUUUUGCGCCGGCGCUGGUCGAAACGGGAUGGAAAAGAUGGAGGAGAACUUUGCAGUAGUUGUGUGUUAGUGACUAAUCGAUCACUUCGUAAUCGGUUUGUUUACACUCAGCCCUGUAGCAUACGUUUCUGAUAACCCUUUAGAUAUUCGUGAUAUAACAAAGUUUUUAAUCAAAAAAACUUGUAUAAUUCAAACUUUGGAAGUUUUUUUGUUUCAUUUUAAUUUCAAAUCGUACUGUUUAUUGGAAUAGUUUGAAUAAAAGUAGCUUAAAUAAAAACUAUGAUUUAAAAAUAAUAUACCUAAGAGAGACAUACAUCUUCCCCUAAUUUAGUUAUCGAAUGGAAAUACCAACAUAAUUACAGCUCCUUACAACCAUAUGACGCCUGAAGUUCUUUUCCGUGUGGACGUGAAUACGCAUUCCAAUUCCACUCAAACCGGCUGACCAAUCAUCCGUUCACUCAAGCGCACAACAAUCAUUCCAGUUUGCUCUCGUCCGGACUCAUGCGCGUAUGCUUUCCCUUUCGACCCACGAAACGGUGUUCAUGCGAUGCAAUGUGGCGAAGCUCCAACGCACUACAAAACUCCAAGCGAGCGUCAACGAUUCCAUACCGACUCCUCCGCUGAGAUCUUGAGCGGCUUCGAACCUUCCACACUGUCGGCGUUCGUUGGCGCUCAUGAUCGUGACCCGUUCGCGACCGAUUGUUGGUGUUGGUGUGCAGGGGAUUUGCAUUAGCCACCAACAACCCCUAAACGUAAAGCUUUAAUCGCUGACGGCUACGGUUUGAUUUAGUAUUCAUCGAAUCAUCGCCAUUCGCGCGUCAUAUCGUGUUGUUUCGCUGGGCGAAGAAUUCAAUCAACAAUUAAAGUUGUAUCUUUGAACAAAUUUUAACCAACAUAAAAGUGUGUAGUUCCAGCUUAAAUCUUUAAGCCGCAACUGUUUUAAUUCGUGCACAUUUAGCACUGGUGGUAUUGUGGCGCUUAACAGUGUAACAACAGUGAGAGAGUGCUUGACAUCGUGUGCGGGUCGAUGCUUCUUCGACCUCCUUGUCGCGUUACUGUGCUACCUUGUGCGGCCAAAUGCUAAAGAAAAUUGUAUUUUCAUCUAGAUUUUCGCACCGUAGGCUACACUGAAGACUUGGAAAUCUAUUCUGAUAGUGUAAAGUGUUAUCGAAGCGAAUUAAAUUUUACAAUAUUCCAAAGAAAACGAUCAAAUCGGGACAAGUGAUUCCAAUAGAAUUUUGGUGUUUAAUUUUGCAUCUUAUUAUUGAAACUGCUCGAAAAUCGGAAUUUAUUAAGAAAUAAUAAUCAACAAAACUA
This is a messenger RNA of Anopheles funestus (African malaria mosquito), 6586 nucleotides long. RefSeq lists its product as uncharacterized. Lineage: Eukaryota; Metazoa; Arthropoda; Insecta; Diptera; Culicidae. The coding region runs from base 1061 to 1954 and encodes 297 amino acids. Gene Ontology annotation, molecular function: nucleic acid binding; zinc ion binding. Gene Ontology annotation, biological process: DNA integration. The record is from RefSeq and is a predicted model, not a curated record. The transcript has 2 exons.